Ilyonectria robusta is the source of this 2749-nucleotide messenger RNA. Its product is annotated as fungal-specific transcription factor domain-containing protein. Gene Ontology annotation, molecular function: zinc ion binding; DNA binding; DNA-binding transcription factor activity, RNA polymerase II-specific. Gene Ontology annotation, biological process: DNA-templated transcription. Bases 111 to 2672 code for a protein of 853 amino acids. Gene Ontology annotation, cellular component: nucleus. NCBI's taxonomy places the organism in Eukaryota, Fungi, Ascomycota, Sordariomycetes, Hypocreales, Nectriaceae. The record is from RefSeq and is a predicted model, not a curated record. The transcript is spliced from 4 exons.
UUUCCAAAGGGUGAUAACGACAAUCUCUUUGCGGAUAUUUGACAUGAGGGUUUCCAAUACUGAGUUCAACCUCUUCUUUUCAUAAAACCCUUCCCGCUCGGUCGGGGACCAUGUCAUACUUGACUCAGGAGCAAGAGCUGCCACCGCAUUCUACUACAUCACGCCGACCCUACCGCUCAAAAAGAAACCGUCCAUGCUCGCUCUGCCGUGCUCGAAAGACAUCGUGCCGUCGAGUUGAUAAUGAGGUAUCAUGUAUUUCAUGUCGCAAGAGGGGCCAGCACUGCAGCUUCUUGGAUGAUCCUACGCAUGGGCGAGGCCCCCCCACUGCAACUGGGGCGAGCCCAAGUGACGCAAGGGGGCUGAAUGACACGGAAUCGUCUGCCAGCGAUGCAUUUAUGCUGGAUUCUACCGAAGGCUUCAAGGCAUUCACUGCAGAAGACACCGUCGACAAGGACUCAGGCGACGGGUAUCUCCAGCAUAAUUUGAGUCACGACGACUUUAUUAACCCCGAUAACAUGGAACUUUCUACAAUACUCGAAGGACUUACAGAUUCAAGAGUAUGGUCCGAUCCUGUCGGAAUGGUCUCGCCCACUCCUCAGCAAAUGCCUACUGGACUCGACACCGUGGGUUUCGACCUUGAAGGUAUUGCGUCAAAUGUCAUGCAACCUAUUUAUCAGAGAGUAUUUGACAUAGACGACCCGAUGGGCUCAAGCCCGGUGGAGUCCCAGAAUUCUGGCCCAGUCUCGAAUACAUCUAGUCCCAUGCAAACCGCUGAAGUAGGACACCGUCUUAGCACCAUCAUCCCUGUUGCUUCUCCCAAACACGCGAACCAUGGAUCGAACAGUAUCGACCAGAGAGCCAAUUUUCAAAGCACAUAUUUCGGCUUAUCUGGAGAAUCGGACCCGUAUUUGCUACGCCAUUACCUAUACAAUGAGGCAGACGAAUUUCCAUUUCUUCAGGUUAUAUACCGGAGAACUCAAACUGACUGUCAUGGUUCUGAAGGGCUGCAUCAACAAAGCUCCGCCACUCAAAAUGAACAAACCUCUCAUGUUCCUGUCCAGUUUUUAUUGACUUCGAACGAACUAGGAGAGGAGCUCAAAAAGAUUGGCCCAGUUAGUCAGCCGUACAACCAGGAGUCAGUGAAGUCUGAGCUUGAUGCACUGGUAAAUGAUGAGCAUGGACGAAGACUUGUAUUACUCUUUGUGCAAUAUAUUUAUCCAGCACUUCCAGUCAUUUCCCGAUCGCAGCUAGCCCGAAGCCUUGUUGGCCGUCAUUCAUCCACGUCACCAAUCUCGGACCCAAUACCACCAUAUCUCCUGGCUGCAAUUUAUGCGUCUGCACUGCAGUUCAGCUCAUACGACGACGUCUUGUGUGUUUCAAGUAUUUAUAAAAAGCCAUCUUCAGAAGAAUUGUGGCAGAUUGUUUACAAGGGAAUCCAAUCAGAGCUGCACACUCCACGCUUGGCCACAAUAUCUGCAGCGGUCCUCUUUCUCAACAAGCCUCGGGUUGGUGUGCAACACGUCUCUGCAGACACAUCAUUCACGUGGUCCUUCACAACAUCUACUGUAGGCCUCGUCACAAGCCUAGGUCUUCACUUAGAGUGCAAAUCGUGGUCCAUUCCCGCUUGGGAGAAGCGUUUAAGACGCCGAUUGUGGUGGAUGGUGUUUUCUGAAGAGACUUGGCGAAGCCUUCUGCUUGGGCGGCCGUCUGUCAUUGCCAAAGAUCAAUGGAGCGUCUCUGGCCUGACAAGCUCUGACUUUGACAUUGAUGAAAUCAUUCCACGUGAUGGCAUGUCUGUUGAAGUUGUGAACUUCCUCAAAACUCUGCAGGCUUCAGCCCCAGUAGGCGGAUCCGACGAACGGGUGAUUUCGCAACAUGUCGCGACAUUGGCGUGUAUUGCGGAUAACGUAUACAGCGCGCUUUACACAAUACGAGCGACCCAAUAUUUAGCUGAUAAUCUUGACGCAUCCAUCAAGACGAUACGGCCGCUCCGAGAAGAGCUAGCGAUGUGGUAUGCAAAACUACCGGCUUCCUUAAAAUCGCCCAGAAAGUCGGACCCCGAACGGACUGCUCCCAUAGCACCAAGUUCAGCUGCAUGCUUACGAUUUGCGUACCUCACUCUUGAAAUAUUACUUUACCGCGCUCUGCUCCGACCGCUCGGAGGUGCCGACUUUGGCGACGACGUACCUGACGCUCAGAACAGGGAGCAGGCUGUGUACGAGUCUAGCGCACCAACUCUGCUUGAUACCCAAUUGCUCCCCAGAGAUCUAGAACGGUUGACUGGCAAGAGGAAAGAACCACAUUCAAGCUUUAGAGACCAAGCAGAGCCGAUCAUUUCCGCCGCCGAAAAGUGCGCAGCUCUCGUGACCAACUUCACUGUCGAGUUGAUGUCGUGGGAUUUUGCGGGCUUUUGGUAUUCCUGGUCUCGGAUAGGAUGGGCAACAACCUCGAGCUUCUUUGCGUUGCUUCUUGUCCAAUCGCCUAGUGUAGAGCAUGCCAUUACGUGCAAAGGCCUGAUAGACAGAUGGCGACAAAUCUUGAGACACCAAUCGCAAAGUUUUCAAGACAUGAGUUUGGGGAUAUUGAGGUUGGAUGCAAUGUAUUGGUCUGAUAUGAACAAGAUAUUCAGGGUAAAUAGGCACCUGGCGGAAGUGAUACAUGGAUCAAAGUGAGCUUUAGUUCACAAAUUGACAAUUGGCCACAUAUGACUGUCCAUAAGAUCUGAUUCACGUUUUGAUAUUGAUAAAAG